AAACUUUAUUAUUAAAACUAAACAACAAAAUAGUAAGAGCUCAAAAUCCCAUAAAAAUAGUGUAUAUGUGUGUGAGAGAGGUUGAAAACACUGUUUCAACUCAAAGCUGCAUAAUUUUGGAUGAGGAAACUCGGUAUUUGACUCAGUGAGUCAUGAAUCAACUGCUAAAAGUAAAACGAAAAUUGUAAAUUUGUGCUAGAUUGAGAUAGAGUGAACGACGAGAUGGGUGUCCCGGGGAAGUGGAUUAGAGCAUUGGUUGGUUUAAAGAAAUCAGAAAAGCGCGAGUCCUUAGAGAAGGAUGGAAAUGCUAGCAAGUUUCGCCAUCGAAGAAAGCAUUCCAUCGAAAUUAACAGUAGCAAACUUCAAAAUGAGUUUGGUGAUGAUGGCGCUACACCUAUUGGAGAUGCAGAUCUUGCAAAUCCCCAAUCAAACCUUGAUGCUCAUUAUUCUCCUUCUACUUCACAACAAGCACCGGAUGUUGCACAUAGUCAUCAAAUCACAAAUGAAGAAUGGGCUGCAAUAUGCAUUCAAACAGCGUUUCGAGGAUUUCUGGCCAGAAGAGCACUACGAGCUUUGAAAGGAUUGGUAAGGCUUCAGGCCCUUGUAAGAGGCCAUGCAGUAAGAAAACAAGCUGCAAUAACUCUCCGUUGCAUGCAAGCUUUGGUGAGGGUUCAGGCUCGUGUUAGGGCAAGGCGUGUUCGCUUGGCAUUGGAAAGUCAAACAGAUCAACAGAAACUUCAGCAACAGCUUGUAAACGAAGCCCGUGUUCGAGAAAUUGAAGAAGGUUGGUGUGACAGUGUGGGAUCUGUUGAAGAAAUUCAAACCAAAAUAUUAAAGAGACAGGAGGCUGCAGCAAAACGCGAGAGAGCCAUGGCAUAUGCUCUAGCUCAUCAGUGGCAGGCAGGAUCAAGGCAGCUUGCCGCUUCUUCAGGGUUUGAACCCGAUAAAAGUAGUUGGGGUUGGAAUUGGUUGGAAAGAUGGAUGGCUGUACGUCCUUGGGAGAAUCGCUUUCUUGACAUUAAUACGAAAGAUGGAGUAAAGGUAGACGAAAAUGAUGUUAUGGAUGGUAGUAGCAAUGGAAUCAGACCUCAGUUAAAGCCUAAUAAUGCAAAAUCAAAUCUGCCAAACAUCCAUCCAAGUGUUGUCAGUCACAAAACCGGCCCCUCUCUCUCUGAUGGCUGUGAUUCUUCUUCCACUAGUAAGUCAGCAGGUUUGCUCGAGACAUCAAACACACAAUCUGUUAAACCAAAGUCUAAUGCAAAUGUUCAAAUUCCCGUUGAAGAAAACAACACAAAAUCUGGCUUUCCAAGAUCUCAAAGUAAUCCAAAGGAGAGAAACUCACAGGUAGAUAAACAGACGAAAAAGCGGUUAUCUCUUCCUAACAAUGCAGGGGUUGUUUCCGGGGCUCAAACGAACAAAUAUCCUACCAGAACUAAUGUGAAAGGGACACGCAGCACACAAAAGCCUAUAAGGAAUAAACCUAAGCUCAAUGAAGACGGGAAUAGGAAUCUUACUAAAUCCGUUCCACAGCAAACGGGUGUGUAACUUAUAAGUAUUAAGAAACUACUCCAUUCUCCCUUUGACAUCGCGAUAUGACAUUUGUCUGUGAAAUGUAAUGCAUGGUGCAAAGCGAUGAGGGGUCGCAACCACAAUGUACAUGUUCCUCUUUUCUCUUCUACGAAGACAUUGGUGUGGUUUGAUUGUUGAGAUUGGCUUGGGUUUUGUGAGGUGGAUACACACAUCUAUUGUAAUUAUAUGCAUAUUUGUUGUUGUGAGCUAUAUGAUAAUGAAUGCUGUAUAAUAUUUAUGUUCAAAUGUACAACUUUCAGAGUGCCA
This is a messenger RNA of Lathyrus oleraceus (garden pea), 1836 nucleotides long. Its product is annotated as protein IQ-DOMAIN 5. The transcript has 7 exons. The coding region runs from base 223 to 1545 and encodes 440 amino acids. Gene Ontology annotation, molecular function: protein binding. NCBI's taxonomy places the organism in Eukaryota, Viridiplantae, Streptophyta, Magnoliopsida, Fabales, Fabaceae. The record is from RefSeq and is a predicted model, not a curated record.